AGCGCGUUUGAAACGAUGGCGGCAGGCGGGCGGGCGCGGCUGCUGCGCACCUACGCGCGGCGGGGCCCGGCCCUGCGCCGCCUGCCGCCCGCCGCGCCCUGCUUCUCGCCGCCGCAGGACCGCCGCCGCCUCUUCUCCUCCACCUCAGGCUCCGACGGCGACGACCCCGACUACCGCCCGCCCUCCCCGCGCCGCGCCCGCCCGCCCCACGGCAGCAGCCCGGCCUCGCGCCAGCCACAGCGCCACCGACACGUCACCCGCCGCCGCCGCCGCCAGGGGGCGCUGCCCGUGCGGCCACCCCUGCUGUGCAGCACCCCGCAGGCGCCGGGCCCCGCGCCCCGCCGCUCCACGCGCCGCAGCAUGCUGCCCGAGCUCAGCUCCCUGCUGCUGCUGGAGGACGGGGACGAGGACGGGGACGGGCGCGCGGAGCCCGCCAGCCUGCUGCUCUUCUCGCCCGACGAGUCGAAGGAGGAGGAGGAGGAGGGGGGGUGCGUGCCACCCACCCCCCGCGCGCCUGCCACCUCCCCGACCCGGUGCUGCCCCAGUCCGGCGUCACCGGCGGGCGCCGGGUGCCCGGGGACCUGCACGCGGAGGGGAGAGGGGGCCGAAGGGAGCCACCAGCGCGAUGUGGACACGUGCCCGCGGCAGCCGCUGGUGGUGUUGGACACGCAGGCGGUGCCGUUGUGGCUGGCUCGUUUGAAGUCCAGCCAGAAGGCAGCGCCGGCCGCGCCCUCCCGGGGGCAGGGCGGUUGCCAGCCGCCGGCAUCCCCUUUCGCCCCGCGGAGAAAGGAGAAAGGCGGCAAGGUGGCUCCCAAAGAUGGCAACGGAGGCACCUGCCGGAAGGCCUGCAUCAGCGGGUUCAGCAGCACCCGGUGGGGGAAGCAAACGAGGCUUCGUCCCGUCGGGAAGAAUAAGAAGAGGCGCCGGCAGCAGGCUAACGGCUCCUUCUUCCAGGAGCAGAUGAGGGGGAGAGGAGGAGACCACGCGCUGGAGCUGUCAUCUCUUCUCGUAAAGGACUAUUCUUUGCUCAACGAUUCCCUGAGCUGGAGCAGGGCUCGGGCAUCUAUGUCCUUUCACAAGAAGAAGAAAGUUGCGGCAGCAGAUCAUUCCUGCGGGAGCAUCCCUUGCACCCCUUCCUUCAAGUCCCAGCUUGCGAGGUACCCGAAGACCCCGUUCAGCAACAGCGUUGGUCGCGCGAAUUGGCCGGCUUCUCCCAUUGUGCUGCUGACGCCCAUGAAGUCGCACUCCAUCCUGGAGGUGAUGCUCACGGAUGCAGAGAAGGUGUAUGGGGAGUGCAAGCAGGAAGGCCCCGUUUCCUUUGAAAAAUGCAUUCCCCCACAGAAAAUGAAGAAGUGUAAGAAGAUCGGGGAAGGGGUGUUUGGAGAAGUUUUCCAGACGGAGAGCGAGAGAGGGCCUGUGGCUUUAAAGAUUAUUCCCAUCGAAGGGAGUGAGAAAGUCAAUGGGGAGGCUCAGAAGAGCUUCAGUGAGAUCCUGCCAGAGAUCAUCAUCUCCAAGGAGCUCAGCCUUCUGUCUCAAGAGAUUGUAAGCCAGACUGUGGGGUUCAUUGGCUUGUACUCUGUGCACUGUGUCCAGGGGGCCUAUCCGGAGCAUCUCCUGAAAGCCUGGGACACGUACCACAAACAGACAGGAUCUGAAAACGAUCGGCCAGACCUGUUUGGAGAUCAGCAGUUCUUCAUGGUCUUGGAGUUUGAAUUUGGAGGCAGCAACUUGGAGACGAUGAAGACCAUAAGCUCAGUGCUAACAGCAAAGAGCAUCCUGCAUCAAGUUACUGCAUCCUUGGCUGUGGCCGAGGAGGUGCUGUGUUUUGAGCACAGAGACUUGCACUGGGGGAACGUUCUUGUCAAGAAAACUAACGUCAAAGAGCUCAGUUACAUGCUGAAUGGAACGACGUACGCGAUCCCCACGCACGGGGUCCAUGUCAGCAUCAUAGAUUACACCCUCUCUAGACUGGAGAAAGAUGGGUUAACUGUUUUUUGUGACCUUUCUACUGAUGAAGAGCUGUUCCAGGGGACGGGAGACUACCAGUUUGAUAUCUACAGGAAGAUGAAAGAGGAGAACUCCAACAGCUGGUCUGACUAUCACCCUCACAGCAAUGUACUGUGGUUGCACUACUUGGCAGACAAGCUUCUGAAUAGCAUGGGCCAUGCACAUAAACCGAAAACGUCCAGCCAAAGAGCAGUAAAAAAAAAACUCCAAAACUUCCAUAAUGAAGUACUGAAUUUUAGCUCAGCUCAGGACGUUCUACACAACAGCAGACUUUUCCAGUGACCAAAUAUAUUUGUCCUUCGCUGCGUUUUCAGAGCUUUGUUAUGAUACUGACAAUUUUUUGGCGUUGCACAGAUAACAUCCGUCUAAUUACUAUGUCCAUGACUGAUCCAUGGGGGCUUUGUUUUUACGGUAGCCUGUAUGGAUUUUAGCAUUUAAAGCUAAGCCUGAAGAUCUGUUGUUGCACAUGCACAAAAAACGAAGCAGUGAAACAUUUCAUGUUCGGAUAUUAAAAGUAUUCCUAUCUCUUCAAUUUUUUGUUUUGAACUCAAUCAGUUAAGUUAAAGGAACUUUCAGUUCUUCUUAAACUGCUUUUCUACUUUUAAUCUUAGGUCAUUAAAACAAAAAAUUUAAUUUUAAUGUA
Molecule: messenger RNA, 2650 nt
Organism: Alligator mississippiensis (American alligator)
Lineage: Eukaryota; Metazoa; Chordata; Crocodylia; Alligatoridae
Gene: HASPIN
Product: histone H3 associated protein kinase
Exons: 1
Coding region: 16-2289 (757 amino acids)
Biological process (GO): protein phosphorylation; mitotic cell cycle; intracellular signal transduction
Cellular component (GO): nucleus; cytoplasm
Molecular function (GO): histone H3T3 kinase activity; ATP binding
Source: RefSeq, a predicted model, not a curated record